Cimex lectularius (bed bug) is the source of this 2413-nucleotide messenger RNA. Its product is annotated as gonadotropin-releasing hormone receptor-like. The transcript has 8 exons. Gene Ontology annotation, molecular function: adipokinetic hormone receptor activity; peptide binding; G protein-coupled receptor activity. Gene Ontology annotation, biological process: G protein-coupled receptor signaling pathway. NCBI's taxonomy places the organism in Eukaryota, Metazoa, Arthropoda, Insecta, Hemiptera, Cimicidae. The coding region runs from base 587 to 1690 and encodes 367 amino acids. Gene Ontology annotation, cellular component: membrane. The record is from RefSeq and is a predicted model, not a curated record.
UGUUUUUUAAAUAAAUCUACAUUUUCACAAGUUUCCUGGUGCCUGUUCAACGAUCAGCACUAGUUCUACCUUCAGACAUGUUCUUUCUCCUCAACGAUCUAUUCACAUGCACUGCGUUACAAAAUUCUUAUGAAUCAUCUCACAGGAAAAUCCCCGUGCAUUUAUAUUAAUCAGGAAAGAUACUAAUAAUCUCUGUCUUGCAGAAUUCACGUCCACAGACCUAAUCCCCAUCAAAAUGGAGAUAACAACUGAUGAGAAAAAACUAGAAGCAGUGGUAGCAUCGACCUACGUCUCAUGAGAGGAGGACCCCUGAAGAACUGCGGAGACUGGCUAACUAUUGCAAUGAGAAGAACCCUCCCUCUACUGGUCUGGGAAAGCAUGAACAACAAGUGUGAUAAAAAGAGAGAAGAGAUAUAAGCAAGGAGGAUUUACAGUGACUAAUGAUGUACUAAACUAGUAGAUAUAAAUCUUGAAGUGUAGGAAAAUUAUGCACAGGGAUGAUGGCAAGUAGGAAAAUGCAAAGAAAAUAAUAUAACACCCAACUCUUUUUUAUUGUAGAUUUCUGCGUUCAUUAAACAAGGGCUCAAUGGCAAACAGAGUAAUAAGAGAGAAUGAUUUAGUAUUGACUCUGUUUCCAGAUUUUACAGAAUAUGUCACAAACGACAAUGUAUCUUAUGCCAUACCGAUCGAUAUGAGAUUCAAUGAAGGGCAUUUGGUGACGAUUGCAUUUUAUUCAAUACUUAUGGUAUUUUCAGCAAUUGGAAACAUUAGUGUCUUGACAAUGCUUUUAAAAAGAAAACAAAUACAUAGAUCAAGGAUUAAUAACAUGCUUGUCCAUCUUGUCAUUGCUGAUCUUUUGGUGACUUUCAUUAACAUGCCAAUUGAAAUUGUAUGGGCAGCCACCGUCAGUUGGUGGGGUGGAGAUUUUCUUUGCAGAAUUGCAGCUUUCUUCCGAACUUUUGGAUUGUAUCAGUCUAGUUUUUCUUUAGUCAGUAUUGGAAUUGAUAGAUACUAUGCUGUUUUAAAGCCCCUUCAAUUAUCUGCUGCCGACAAAAGAGGGAAAAUGAUAAUAUCAUCAGCAUGGCUUGCUUCUGCAUUAUGUAGCAUACCUCAGAUGGUAGUGUUCAGCGUCAAAAGGCAUCCAAAUAUAACAUGGUAUGAGCAGUGCAUAACCAUGGACUCGUAUUCUAAUGUAAAUCACGAUGUCACGUAUUCAGUAUUUGGAACAGUUAUGAUGUAUAUAUUUCCAUUUCUCAUCUUAACAUACUGCUACGGUUCAAUAUUGGCUGAAAUAUGUAGGCGAACGAGGGAACCUAACGCAGAAAAAUUUCGACGUUCAAACAUUGGCUUCCUAGGAAAAGCUAAAACUCGAACUUUAAAAAUGACCAUAACAAUAAUUUUAACAUUUUUUAUAUGUUGGACUCCUUAUUAUAUUAUGGCUUUUUGGUACUGGAUAGACAAAGAAUCUGCAAAAAAGAUCAACCUUAAAAUUCAAAAGGGCCUGUUUUUAUUCGCAUGCACUAAUUCCAGUAUAAAUCCAAUAGUGUAUGGCGUUUUCAAUAUUAGAAAACAAAGGCAAACACAAAAUAAAACAAGAGAAAACCACACAUUUACAACUGAAAUCAGGUUAAACCAAUUGAGUUCUAAUAAGUUAAGCCUACAGCACAAAAAUAGUAGUAACAAUUUGUAACAAUCUUGUCUGACAUUUAAAAUAAAUCCAAUUUAAAGACAUUUUGAUUCGUCCUGUAGAAUGUUUUCGUUAAAUUAGAACAGUAUUUACAAAAUAAUUUAUUGUAAUUUAUCAGUAUUGUUGGUUUUUCAGUACAAUAAGUACAACUAAAUGUACUUAAAUCUGAAUAUACAUUGUCCUGAGUACAAGAAAUAGAGAAGAAUGACAGUGGCAAGCUUUCCAUCUUAAAAAUUGUUAUAUCCUCAUUUACAACAGUAGAUAUAUUAUUAUUUUUAAAAAAGUGCUUUUCAUUUUCUUUUUAUAUCAAAAUUUUAAAAAAAUUAAAAUCCUGAACAUUACGUUCAGGUUAUGAAUUUUGUAGUUAGCUAAUUACUAGUCGAAACUAAAAUACUUAAUGUAAGUCACGAAUAGAGGCAUAAAAACGUUAACUAAGGAUAAAUGACAUAUGUGAUAAAUGGCAUAACAUUUUAACAAAGUUUUGAGCGGGUAUGAAAUAUUACUAAAAUAAACUGAGCUAUAUUUUUAGUCUUAACAUUAAAUACCCAUUAAGUCGUUGUUUUAUUGAUUAAAAAUGAAAAGUAUGUAUUAAGUUUAUUUGUUGGGAGGAUGUAUAUCAGACAUGGAUAGUUUUGGAGCCAACCAACCUCCAAAGAAUUAAGUUUAUUGUUUUAAGCAAUAAUUGUAUCAAUUAUUUGGAAAUAAAUGCUAAUUCCUUUCCUUUAA